Heterotrigona itama is the source of this 2195-nucleotide messenger RNA. NCBI's taxonomy places the organism in Eukaryota, Metazoa, Arthropoda, Insecta, Hymenoptera, Apidae. The record is from the annotation of a GenBank genome assembly.
UUCAGGUAUGGCGAACGUGGUACCGUGGCUGUUGUCGAUGUGCCUGCUUGGCCUCCAGCAGAUCGCAAUCCAAUCAGGAAGUAAUGCGCUUUCGCGCGAUCUUGAGACCACUGGUCAGAAAAACGUGCCUUCAGGCUUUCGCUCGUCUUUAAGGAAUUACAAAAUCCUGAUCUCGGGCCACGACGAGCUUCCCGGUCACAUAAACUGCGACUCGCCGAAACUCGAGGAGAACUUGCUGGAAAGAUUACCAACGACGCCGGUGUACAACAGUCAUCCGUACGGCUCGACGCCGGACUCGAGCGAAUAUUUUUCCAGACACUUGGAAAAAAAAAUCGGCUCGAGACUAUCAGGAAGGAACCUGCUCCGAACGGACGCGCAUUCGGUGAAUCAGCUAGAGUCUCACGGAUUUAAUUACGAUCCUGGUCGAGGUCAGAUCGAGGACGAUUACGUUGGACCCGCUAUGGAGUUGGUGUACGCGUGGUCGACGAUCGAUUAUACGUACGACAGCAUCGAGGCUCGUGAUUCGGCCAUUUACGACGGAGACUUCGUCGCGGAGAAUAACCUGCCGCUCGGGCUGGAGAUCUGGAGGGACAAGGUCUUCAUUACCCUUCCGAAAUGGAAAGAGGGCAUUCCGGCCACGUUGGCUACCGUGCCCAAACCCUCGAAGACGAAAAGCCCCAAACUGAGACCUUAUCCGGAUUGGAGCUGGCACCAGCCAGGGAACUGCGACGGGCUGACAUCCGUCUUCAGGGUCCAAGUGGACGAGUGCGAGCGUCUUUGGGUGCUAGACUCGGGGAAAGUGGACGUGGCGAAAGGAGCGAAACCGGCCUGCCCGCCAUCCAUAUUCAUCUUCGACCUGACGACCGACACUCUUGUCAGAAAGUACACGAUACCGAGCGACCAAGUGAAGGAGGAUUCCUUGUACACGAACAUCGUGGUGGACAUCAGGAACGAGGAUUGCGACUCGGCAGUAGCCUACGCCUCCGACGUGUUUCGUUACGGAUUGCUGGUGUACGACUUCCUCAACGACUCUUCCUUCAGGAUCCAACACCAUCUCUUCUACCCUGACCCGUUGGCCUCCAAGUACGAGCUCCACGGCGUCAAGUUCCAAUGGACGGACGGGAUUUUCGGCAUAGCGUUGAGCCCGGUGGACAUCCACGACGACAGGACCCUGUUCUUCCAUCCGAUGUCCAGCUUCCGGGAGUUCGCCGUCUCGACGUCGAUCCUGCGUGACAAGAGGACGGCCGAGGAGAACACGGACUACUUCAUGCCGAUCGGUAGGCCCCGAGCGAAGGACUACGGCCACUCGUCCGGCUCGGUGAUCGAUCGAAACGGAGUGAUGUUCUUCAACAUGGUGACCAGGGACUCCGUUUGGUGUUGGGACACCAGGAAGGAAUACAUCCCGCAGAAUCUCGGCGUGAUAGGCACCAGCAACUUGUCCCUGGUCUUCCCGAACGACAUCAAGGUCGAUCACGAGUACGAUCAGAACGUUUGGACCAUCUCGAAUAGGCUAGCCAUGUAUCUUUACGGCAGUAUCGACAGCAGCAAGGUUAAUUACAGAGUGUUCAAGGCUAACGCUCGAGAGGCUGUCAAAGACACGGUCUGCGACCCUAAUUACGUCGUGCCUGGCUCCGACCACGGUUACGACGAGAUCUGUUGAGGAUCACCCAGCGCGUUCGCUGACUAUCGACUGGCACAUUGCGUGUGGAUGCCAUCAUCUGAGUAAUCCUAUUCACAUCCAUGUACUUUCCAUUUUUUUGUCAAUUGUCUGGGUGAUACUAUCGAUGCGUAUUGUAAUUAUCUGAUCGUGAACGACUGAUGGAAAGAUUGUAUUUUUACAUUUUAACAGGUAGUAGGAACUGACCAAUUUUUGCAGCCGACUGGCGAUACAUACGAAUGUAUGUUUCAAAUUUUAUAUGUUGUUAGUAAAAUAUGUGCCCAAGAAAAAAAUCAUAAAACCGUUGUUUGUCGUGGGAUUUUACAGCACGUCUUUUAUAUGAGUAUUUGCAGAAAACAGAGUGCAUGAUUGAAAGUAUCUGUAAAACGCUAGAUUUUUCAGACGGAAGAGAAAUGUUAGCCAAAGCUUGAAACGAUUAUAGCACCAUUGAUUGACAGGAAAUUUCGCUUAAAAUGUUGUGCAUAUGACACAUGUCGCAGUGUUCUCAUUAAUACGUAGAAUGUUUUUUUUUUUUUUU